AGAACAAAGGCAAAGCUGAAUUACUGAAGAAACUAGAGCAAGAGAAAUUAAUCGAGGCAGAAAAGAAACGGAUUGCGCAGAUCCGUCAGCAGCAACUGGCAACAGAACAGUUUCAAUUCUUUGAAGAUCAGUUAAAAAAGCAAGAAAUCGCUCGGGGUCAGAAAACUAAGAAUAAUUCAGUUACAUCAGAGCCAGCUGAUGCGAACACAUUGUCGCCUGCUCCACACCUGAACAAUACUUUCCCCAAAAUAAUAGCCAACAAGUGUGAUGCUUCUGCUAGUCACUCUCCUCCAAUCAGUCGGGCCUUAAAGCCAGCUGCUACCUUAAGUGCCGUUCAGAGUUAUGCAUUUGACUAUGGCAAGGAGAAAUUUUACUCCAAGAUAUGA
Thamnophis sirtalis is the source of this 386-nucleotide messenger RNA. Lineage: Eukaryota; Metazoa; Chordata; Lepidosauria; Squamata; Natricidae. The record is from RefSeq and is a predicted model, not a curated record.